CAAGAUUCCUUUUACUUUUUUCAUAUUUAUUACUUUCUUCUAUAAAUUCCCUCGUUUGUAUCCAAACAGAGAGAUAAAGAAUAUUGUGGGAAAUGGAAAUGGAAAUGGAAAUCUGGAUUUUUCAGUAGUUUUUUUUUUUGCCCCAAUCUCUUUCAAAUUUCCUAGUUGUAAAGUUUUGUCCUUAAGCCAAUUUUUCGGCUCACUUAUUUUAUUUGUUGUUGCCAAAAAGUGGAAUUAAUGGGCGCCGAAAUUGGCUUUUUCACUGCUCACUUUCCCCCUUUUUUCUCAUCUAUAUAUACAAUGAUUUCACUAUUACUUGUAUGAUUUUCAUGACCUACUUGAUUGAAUCACUUCUCAUUUUCUGGUCUUCCAAGUCCCACAUUUUUCUGUUUUCUGUCCCUUUCUUCUAGACAUUAGCGUUGGAUUCGGGCUACCCUCUUCAAAUUUACGCAAUUUCGGGUUCUGUCUUUAUGUUGUGAAGUUUGAUUUGUGGGUUAUCGGAUAAUUGUUUCUUCUGUAACUUCGCUAUCUGGAAUCUUGACUUUGUUUUGUUUAGUGUCUAAUUGGGUUCGAUUUCUUCUUUCUGAUGUUUUGUUUCAAUUCAACCUAUAAAUUGUCGUUGAAAUUCUCAUCGAAACCCCUGUAUUUGUACUCAAUUUCAUCCAAGUUUUAUCAAUUCGAUAUUUUCUUCAUUAAUUGCCUCAAUUGUUUCCGAUUUCGCCUAAAAAUUUGACCAGUUAUUGCUGAAAUUCUCCUGACCAGCCUCAAUUGCUCUUAUUUUUCUUCGAAGAAUAGCACCGUUUACUCAAUUUGAGUGUAUAUUAGGAAAAUGGGGGAUCGGUUUAGGUCAUGUUUAAUGGAUGACUUGCCACUGCACUUAAUAUUCGAAAUCUUGUCCUCUGGUCGAUUGAGCGCAUUGGAUUUGGUGUGUUUAGAGCUGACUUCAAGGAGUUUUGGGGCAAAUCACGGGUUAUUUCCCCUAAAGUUCCGAUCUUUAGUCGAUUUUGCAGCGUUUAGGCUUUGCGAGUCACACCCCAUUUACUCUUCCCUGCAAAUCAACUCUAAGAACGAGCUUUUUGAUCGCUGUAAUGGGAAUUGGAAGCGUGUGUUGAGGUUCUUGCAGUCCGUGGAACAGUCGUGUGACAUGGUUCAAACCUAUGCAGGCAAUAUGCAGAUUAAGAGUGGAAGAUACCAUACGUUGCUGAUCAGCGAUUCAGAUGUAUACUGUUGUGGUUCCAGUUUAUGUGGUGUUCUUGGUCAUGGUCCAGAAACAACACAAUGUGUAGCAUUUUCACGGAUCAGCUUUCCAUGUUCAACACCAGUGAUCCAAGUCUCGGCCUCCCACAAUCACGCUGCCUUUGUCACUCAAUCAGGAGAGCCAUGCUCGUAUGCUGUGGAAAUAUCUCAAUAUAUCAUUAUGCUAAUGGAAGAACGGCAGCGAGCACAUGCAUGAAUGUGCAUAUGCUAAAAUAACAUGCACAAUCUUGCCAGCUCCUCUUCUUUUACUAUUUGGCAGGGAGCAUUCUUUUAUCCAAAUCAGUAUUACUGAUAUUGAUAUACA
Molecule: messenger RNA, 1561 nt
Organism: Olea europaea var. sylvestris
Lineage: Eukaryota; Viridiplantae; Streptophyta; Magnoliopsida; Lamiales; Oleaceae
Exons: 3
Coding region: 830-1453 (207 amino acids)
Source: RefSeq, a predicted model, not a curated record